Messenger RNA from Aethina tumida (small hive beetle), 718 nucleotides. RefSeq lists its product as uncharacterized. The record is from RefSeq and is a predicted model, not a curated record. Lineage: Eukaryota; Metazoa; Arthropoda; Insecta; Coleoptera; Nitidulidae. Bases 41 to 673 code for a protein of 210 amino acids. The transcript is spliced from 2 exons.
CAUCCGCUGGUUUUUACUUCUAGUAGUGUUUUCCUGCGUUAUGGCGGAGGAAAAUCGAUCGUUCGACAUGUUUGGGAAAAUCAAAUCCAGUAUUCAAAUGGCAGGAAAAUUGUUAGGUCUGGACCAGGCUAAAGGUGUUGCCGAAUUAGUGAGCGAGGCCUUCGGGAAAACCAGAAUAAAGCACGACAAUGGUAAAGAUAAUGUGUUCUCAGGAUUUUGGAGGGUGUUAGGUUUCGAUGCGAAGAAAAUCAGUGCUAUUGCCGUAAAUGCCAUCAUUUUCGUCGCACAAUUAAUAAGUUCCUCGUUGUCCCUCAGAUCACCAUCUCAGUUGACUCAAGCACGAUACUCAACAGGUUCACCCUUCGAUUGGAUGCUCAACAACUCUAAAGUGUCCAAUCUUCUCGCUUACACAACGGACCAAGACCUUCCCGACCAGAUCAUUGAGUAUGUUCAGGAACGGACAGCGGACGAAGAAACGGGCUGUGUCCAGCUUCUAAUUUGUAAAAGCUCACCUUUUGUUUGGAGCAUGCAAAAAGCACUCAAGGAGAGAGGUAAAGAAGGCGUAAAGGGGCCCAAAGCUCUGUUUGCUUAUUUGCCUGAACUGUCGGAAGUUGCUGAUUAUGGGGAUGAGUGUGAAAAAAAACAUCCCUAUUGUAAGUUCGACAUUUUAUAAACUUUAUAAUGUAACCAACUGUUUGAAGUUGUAAAUAAUGAGAUA